UAUGUUGACGUAACAGCCCCGAUGCUUAAGCCGUCAUCACGCAAAAACCCGGAAGUGAUCUGUUUGCUGUCAAUGCCAACUGCAGAGAAGGAAGCACCGAGAGCUAGAAGCCCGCAUUUAAGACGAAAUGGCAGGACUGCCCCGCAGGAUUAUUAAGGAAACCCAGCGCUUGCUUGCAGAGCCCGUGCCAGGCAUCAAGGCAGAGCCGGAUGAAGGCAACGCGCGCUACUUUCACGUAGUCAUUGCUGGACCUCAGGAUUCACCGUUUGAGGGAGGCACGUUUAAACUUGAACUCUUUUUACCCGAGGAAUAUCCCAUGGCAGCUCCUAAAGUACGUUUCAUGACCAAAAUAUAUCAUCCUAAUGUGGACAAGUUGGGAAGAAUAUGUCUGGACAUUUUGAAAGAUAAAUGGUCACCAGCCCUGCAGAUUCGAACAGUGCUGCUAUCUAUCCAGGCUUUGCUAAGCGCACCCAAUCCUGACGAUCCCUUAGCGAAUGAUGUGGCCGAGAAGUGGAAGUCCAACGAAGCUGAAGCCAUUGAAACAGCCAAGACAUGGACCAGGCUUUAUGCUGGAAACAAAAAUGAAGUGUAAAGCAGCCUCAUCGGUUGAGAUACAAGUGAAAGUCAAGUGAACACAACUCAUGUGCUGCCAAGACCUCUUCUGGCUUCAUUUGCAUUUAAAGGACACAGUCUUUUAUUUUUUAUAUAUAAAUAUAUAUGUGAAAACAACUGCUGAUAUUCUGUGAUUUCAAUGCACACUAGUACUGAAUGACUUGUCUUUGUCCUAACUCACUACUAUUCAAAUGCAUGGGCAGAGGUUUUAGAUCUACUCACCUAAUGGGAGGAAGGGGUGUGUUUAGCGUCCUGUAUAUCUGGGGAGGGUUUGGCUUUGGUGGGGAAGGCGACGCAGCGGUCUGAGUGGGGAUGAGAUGCCGGCUAGAUGUGGCACAUGAUGUACCUUUUUUAUGUUUCUUUUAAUUUUAUUUUAUUGUGUUGCUGUUUGUUUGAUAAAAGCAUAUAACUACAACUACUAGCCCACUGUAUACAUGUGCGUAGCGAAUUUUAUCCUGUGUAGAUCUCCGCUUUAGGUGCCAUCUGGUUUCAUUAGCUGCACUGUAAUAAGACUAAAAACCAAACUGAGCCUGCCACUGUCCUUUCAACCCUCUGUGUUAACCUGGAUGUCCUGUAAGCCUCUGGAUGGUGAGACUUUGAGAGUGAUGGAGUUUGUGUACCUUUCCUUAAUUUUCAGACAUGCAGUGAUCUAUCACAGUACUCUUUUUUUUUGGAAAUUUUCCCACUCUUCCUCUACUAACUACUCUUACUUUUUCUUCCUUUUAUGGGUCUACAAGGCCCAAUUGUUUCCCCGCUCCCAUUAAUAUUUAUUCCACAAAGGAGUGGUUACACUUGAGCCAUAAGACGUCCUGCGAUGUGAUGGAACCAGGUUUUGGGAUAGGAACUUCCUGGGUAGUGUUGAGACGGUGGACUGUCCAUGGAUCAAACUCAAACAGAUCAGUGACAGCUCUGACUCCAAACUGUUGUGAUUGGUCUCUGUUCAUUUCGAUGUGUAAAUUAAUUCUUCAUAACUCCGAAGAGGAGGUGGUUUGCUGCUCAGAAUGCUAUAAAACUGUUCACCUGUAUACUUUUAUGUUCUGUAAAUAAACUGUUGAUUAAUAAAAA
Molecule: messenger RNA, 1677 nt
Organism: Girardinichthys multiradiatus
Lineage: Eukaryota; Metazoa; Chordata; Actinopteri; Cyprinodontiformes; Goodeidae
Gene: ube2na
Product: ubiquitin-conjugating enzyme E2Na
Exons: 4
Coding region: 128-592 (154 amino acids)
Biological process (GO): protein K63-linked ubiquitination; DNA damage tolerance
Cellular component (GO): nucleus
Molecular function (GO): ubiquitin conjugating enzyme activity
Source: RefSeq, a predicted model, not a curated record